Messenger RNA from Vicia faba (fava bean), 1779 nucleotides. Lineage: Eukaryota; Viridiplantae; Streptophyta; Magnoliopsida; Fabales; Fabaceae. The record is from the annotation of a GenBank genome assembly.
AUGAUUAGUUGUGAGAAUGAUGUGGUGAAGACAACAUUAAUACAGUUCCUGACACAGCUCAAAGGCCAGCAGAAUAACAAUUCUACUUUGAAUUGGAAACCAGACACUGAUCCCUGCAAGGAUCACUGGAAUGGUGUAUACUGUGAUGCUCGAAUGUCUAUAAAGAGGUUGAAUCUUUACAGGUUCAAUUUAUCUGGAACUCUUGAUGUUGCCUUGCUUUGUAACGUGCCGCCUCUAGCUGCAUCUCUCACCUUUCUAAGUCUUGACGACAACAAAAUCAGCGGCGGAAUAGCAUCCGAGAUCGUGAACUGCAAACAACUCACUCGCCUUCACGUAAGUGGAAACCAGCUCGCCGGUAACCUUCCUGCUUCACUUGCAAUGUUGAACAAUUUGAAAAGACUAGACCUUUCUAAUAACAAGUUUUCGGGACUGUUGCCAAACCUGGCUAGAAUCUCAGGCCUCAAUAUGUUCCUAGCACAAAACAAUAACCUCAGCGGAAAUAUCCCGACUUUUUAUUUCCCCAAUUUUGACCAUUUCAAUGUCUCUUUUAACAAUUUCAGUGGCCAAAUACCAGAUGUACAAGGCCAUUUCUUUGCAGACAGUUUUCUUGGUAAUCCAGAACUAUGUGGAUAUCCACUACAAAAAAAUUGUACUAGUCAGAUUCUGAGUAGUAGUGUUAGUAAAACAUCAGAAGAAGAAUCAAAAGCUCCUUCCAAAGAACAGAUUUUAAUAUAUUCAGGCUAUGCUGCAUUAGGUGUUAUCAUAAUUCUUUUUGUAGUCUUAAAGAUCUGUAGAAGCAAGAAGAGUGGAAAGAAAGCUGAAGCAUUGUCGAACAAUGAUAUCGAAAAACCGAGCUAUGUUUCGAGUGAAUCCAAAGCAGAAGAUGUAAGCAAAUCAGGAUUUUCAAUUUCCUCUGAAUGUGGAAUGGUCUCACAGCAAUCACUUGUUGUUCUUUCAAAGCCAGUGGUGAGUGAAUUGAAAUUGGAGGAGUUGUUGAGAGCACCUGCUGAAAUGAUUGGGAGAGGAACCAAUGGAAGUCUUUAUAAAGUGAUGCUAACAAAUGGCGUAGUAGUUGUUGUAAAAAGGAUUAAAGAUUGGAGUAUUUCUAGUGAUGAAUUCAAGCAAAGAAUGCAACUAUUGAAUCAAGCAAAACAUUCUCAUGUUCUUCCACCUCUUGCUUUCUAUUGUAACAAACAAGAGAAGCUUUUGGUCUAUGAAUAUCAGCAUAAUGGAAGUUUGUUCAAGCUUUUACAUGGAACUUCAAAAAAAACCUUUGAUUGGAGCAGCAGACUUGGAAUUGCAUCAACAAUAGCAGAAGCAUUAGCUUUCAUGCACCAAGAGCUUGGCCAACAAGGUAUCAUUCAUGGAAACAUGAAAUCCUCAAACAUUUUGAUAAACAAAAACAUGGAGCCUUGUAUAAGUGAGUAUGGUACUAUGCCUAAGGAUGGCCAACAAACUUCAACUUUUGCAUUCAAGGAAGAUGUUUAUGGUUUUGGUGUUAUUCUUCUUGAGCUUCUUACUGGAAAAUUGGUGAAGAGUAAUGGUAUUGAUUUGACUGAUUGGGUUCAAUCAGUUGUAAGAGAAGAAUGGACAGGUGAAGUGUUUGAUAGGUGUUUGUUGGCAGAGUAUGCAAGUGAAGAGAGGAUGGUUAAUAUGCUUCAAGUGGCUAUAAGAUGUGUUAAUAGUUCAUUAGAGGCUAGGCCAAGUAUGAACCAAGUGGCUCUUAUGAUUAACACCAUUAAAGAUGAAGAGGAAAAAUCAUUGAUUUACCAAGUUUGA